GAAGUUGUAGACUAAAAUUUGCUUAGUCAUCUCUUUACACGACAAACACCCGUCAUCACGUGACCAGUUUUCUUGUCUUAUCCCGACCCAAUAAGGUUACCUAACCUACCUUAGAGGUACUUACCUAAUUCACCUGCAAACGCUAUUAGCCCAAGGCCGUCCAUACCUAUAUUUAUCUUCUCACUUUAACAACAAUAUUUCUUGCUCGAUACCAAACCAAUAUAUCAAGAUGGCAUCCCAACUUCUACCAUUAGAACUCAUCGACAAGUGCGUCGGCUCCAGGAUAUGGGUUAUCAUGAAGGGUGACAAGGAAUUCAGCGGAACCUUGCUGGGUUUUGACGACUACGUCAACAUGGUUCUAGAGGAUGUAACUGAGUUCGAUUACUCUGGAAACCAUACGAAGCUCUCCAAGAUCUUACUAAACGGUAACAAUAUAUGCAUGUUGAUUCCGGGAGGAGAAGGACCUGUGGCCACUUGAUGAGAACGAGGUUGGAUAUGGGAUAUCGUCUGGUGAAUCAAGUGCCUCGUAUAUCACGACAAGUGAGCAGGGAGUUAGGAAAUCAAUGGAAUUAUGGCGGUUAAGACGACCCUGAUAGAGGUCCCAG
Molecule: messenger RNA, 605 nt
Organism: Daldinia loculata
Lineage: Eukaryota; Fungi; Ascomycota; Sordariomycetes; Xylariales; Hypoxylaceae
Product: like-Sm domain-containing protein
Exons: 7
Coding region: 230-478 (82 amino acids)
Biological process (GO): mRNA splicing, via spliceosome
Cellular component (GO): U6 snRNP; Lsm1-7-Pat1 complex; U4/U6 x U5 tri-snRNP complex
Molecular function (GO): RNA binding
Source: RefSeq, a predicted model, not a curated record